UUUUACAUAAUUUGGUUUAUGUAAUCACCAAAAUCGGCACUUCUCAGUCUCUUCUCUUUGCUGAGAGUAGUCAAGGGCAUUUUCCUUCAUUUUAUAAUUUGACUAUGUUGAAUGCGACUAUGAAUGGUCCUUAUGUCAUGGAUGAUGAUUACACUAGUGGUGCUUGGAUGAAUAUGCUUCAAAAAUCACCAAAUCUUAAAUUUCUCAUCCUUUCAAGGGGAUUCAAUUCAGAGGACGAUGAUAUGAUAAUGGACAUUGUACCUGGUUGUUUUCAGUAUUGCCUCAAAUAUGUUCUAAUCUAUGAUGUUGAUGGGGCUGCACAAGGGUUAUGUUCUUUAAAAUAUUUGUAUGAGAAUGCACCAGUUUUGGAGAGUUUCUGUCAUUUGCUCACCAAAAUUAUCCAAAGAUUUAGAUAAACAAGAAGAGAUCCAUCAUGAAUUGAGACAACGAGACAACUUCGUGGCAGCUCUGGCAGUUGCAAAAUCGUGUUGCUUCCCUACUGGGCUUCCUUCUAAACUUGUCAAUUGCGAAAGCCUUCACCAUCAAGGUCAGUGAUUGAUUCAGAAUUAGCUUAAAUUCUCCUUUGUCAAAUUUAAGGUAGACAAUGUUCAUAAUUUCGUGUGUAAUUAUAUUACCUCUAGCAAGUAACAUGUAUCUUUUUGAAGUUUGAGGCCAAUGUGAAGGACCCUUGAGGUUGCAUAGGAUUGCUACCAAAGGAUAGACAUGAUCUUGAUAAUUAGUGUUAACAUAGUUACCAUCUCAAGCUCUCUGACGUGAUAAUUGCUUUUUUAAUACUUGAGGCUACCAAGAUUUGAACUUUGGUUUCUUAAACGAAGAGUUCACACGCUACCAACGGAUCACAUGAUUAUUUGGCGGAUAAUAUUUGGUACAUGAUAGUUUGAGUUCAUUUUUUUUAAUUCAUCUCAUGGACUUUUAUCUUGCUUUAGACAAUCAAAAUGAGGUGAGCCAUGCAUACAAACAUAUUCAAUUAUAGCAUUUUCAUGCU
Messenger RNA from Durio zibethinus, 1006 nucleotides. Lineage: Eukaryota; Viridiplantae; Streptophyta; Magnoliopsida; Malvales; Malvaceae. The record is from RefSeq and is a predicted model, not a curated record.